CAAUUUUUUUUUCGUCUGUCAUUGUUUAGUCACACUGUCUUCACUUUCAAAAAAAAAUGCCUUCUUCAACUUCAUAUAAACCCACUCACCCUGAGCAAUUUCUAGUCAAAUGGAUUGGCGAUCCUGAAAAUUACAACUCAAAGCUUCUUACUGCUAAAAGCUACAAGAAGGGAGAGGUUAUUGCCUCGCUUGAAGGCUUGACUGCCGGACCCAAGGCUUACUCCAGCGUUCAAAUCAGUGAAGACGAGCACGUAGAACUCAACAGUGAUUUACUUUACAUGAAUCAUUCUUGCAGUCCCACUGCUGUCCUAGACCUCAAGAGAAGAGCAGUCCUUGCUAAUGUGGAUCUUGCUACUGGCGAUGAAAUUACUUUCUUUUAUCCUUCCACCGAAUGGGACAUGGCCCAACCUUUUGACUGCUGGUGCGGUUCAAGCUCGUGCAUCAAAACAGUUCAAGGAGCAAGCAAGAUUAAUACCGCAACACUGAAGAACUUCCAGCUGAGCGAGCAUAUCCAACGUCUUUUAGAGAAAAGAGGCGAGAAUUAAAGGCACCAGUAAAGGUUGCCCUUGUCAGCAGCACAAAGAUAAAAGCAUACCAGAUAACAGUACUUUAAAAUAAAGUUAUCCUUUGUAGAACGCCAGGUCUUCGC
Molecule: messenger RNA, 649 nt
Organism: Umbelopsis ramanniana AG
Lineage: Eukaryota; Fungi; Mucoromycota; Umbelopsidomycetes; Umbelopsidales; Umbelopsidaceae
Exons: 3
Coding region: 57-545 (162 amino acids)
Source: RefSeq, a predicted model, not a curated record